Molecule: messenger RNA, 2909 nt
Organism: Branchiostoma floridae (Florida lancelet)
Lineage: Eukaryota; Metazoa; Chordata; Leptocardii; Amphioxiformes; Branchiostomatidae
Exons: 7
Coding region: 152-1192 (346 amino acids)
Source: RefSeq, a predicted model, not a curated record
ACCUCGUUUCGUUGUAUUAUGUCCGCCGCGUGAAAAAAAGGUGUAUUUGCAGGAGAUAGCAUAAUUAUAAUGUCAAAGGUCACAGGUGUCGACAAGUGACAAGACAACUUGAAUUGGUCAUCGGGUAAUCGUAGAAAGGUGUUUCUUCACGAUGUCUCAAGACGAUAAACUAACCAAGGAGGAGAAGCUCCGUCUCAUAGACCAAGAGAUCACCAACUUGCACGACUUCUGCGUGAAGUCGGGGUUUACCGAGGACCAGAUCCGGAGUCUGUCGGCGCCGGUGGCGAGGAUCGCCGAGCGCGGCAGGCGGAAGACCUGGCUCAGGAGACUCCUGAAGAUUUCCCUGUUUGUGGGCGCGGUUGUCUUAUGUUACAGCUGGGACCCUGCACGCCGAAAGGUGGCAAUUUUCGGCAAACUGGCGCUCGUGAAGGUGUUGCCGUACUGGGACUGGACCUACCUGCAUAAAGAAGGUUGUCUGAUAAACAACCCGUUCUACACCCAGCCUCCACGCCUGAUAGCUGAGGACUGUGAGGUGUGUUUAGAGAUUAAAGGGAUGGAGAGACUGGAGAAGGUUGACCACGCGGACAUAUCAGACCUCCUGUUGGACAACGUGCCGUUUGUGGUGACCGACGCCACUCAGGAAUGGACGGAACUCAACGGGAUGACUUUCGACGAGUUUUUGGAGCUGUACUCCACCCAGCCGGAGUUCCUGACGUCAGGAGUCUGUGACUUCCACUCCAGUCUGAGGAAGUCUCUGUCCUCCCCUCACCCCUCCGUCCUGCCAUCUGAAGCACAGGACAAGGCCGACUGGUUCGCUUUGUGGCAGAACUGCGAGCGUGACGCCGUGCGGCUGAUGAGGAAGUUCUACCGCACACGGCCGUACUUCUUACCUCCCAUGGUCGAGUCGCACGAGUCCAACUGGGUCUUCGUGUCGAAGGGACAACGCAUCAAACGCUUUGUGCCGCUUCCGCUUGAGAAGUACUCAGUGGUGUGGUUGGCGCAAGUCAAGGGCAGCGUCUCGUACCGUCUGGAACCGGAUCCCAUCUGCCAAACCACCUGCAAACCCAUCGACGUCACGCUCAAACCCGGAGAAACAUUGGUCGUACCCCAGAACCUGUGGAAAUUCCAGCUCAAGAACAGCAAGGACUCCGAACCCUCCGUGGUUGUCGCGGCAACGGGCACCUGGGAUUAAAUUGUCCGUUCUCCAUAAAACUCCGAUCACUUGAAAUCUGGAAGGACAUGUCUCAAACCCCAAGGGCACGAAGUGUUCUAACACCCCUAACAUCAUAUAUGUUCUGACACCCCUAUGUUUUGACAUCCCUAUGUUCCAUUUACUAUGCUAUUUUCAACCUCUGUAUGAAGACCAUCUGGUCACUGUGGCCACUUAUUUUACCAUUGACCUAAGCAAUACGAAACCUGCCUAUUAUGACCACCUGUCUAUAGCAAACACCUGCCUACAGUGAUCACCUGACUCUACUGAGACCAUAUAUUCUCUUCCAGCCCUUCAGUGUUCACUUAAAGUGUUAGGUUUUAGUCAGUGUAUUUGACAUAAAACUUGGAGAGUUCCAAAUGUGUCCAGUCCUUCCGGAUGUCCAGUGAUCGGUGUUUUGUCCCUGUCUCUCUGCUGCUGCUAAAGCUUAAUACAGGAGCUGGUAUCUUUGACCUUCAUCCAUCAUGUAACCUUGAACUGUGACUUUUUGAUGGACAUUUUGUACUUAAUAUAAAGAGUUUGUUAUAUUGAGUAUAUCGAUCAUGUGCACCCUUAUCCCUUGGUUAUCUCUAUUGACCCACUGCAAGUAGCUGAGUAUAAGACAGCGUUUGUGUACCAAAAUCGAACAACUGUUGCGGUAAUCAGAGCGUGUAUUUAUAUGGCCUGCUGUCUUAGGUCACAUUUCCAACCCGGGGUCGGCCGGGCUAUUAGACAGAAAUUAUAGUCUGGUUUAAAACCUAUUUUAGCUGCCCAGUUUCUUCAUCCUCUCUUAGAACAGACUCGGCGGCUAAAAUAUGUUUGAAUACCAGGCUCAGGAAUAUCAGGAAUACAAAUAAGGAAGAGGUCAGUAGGCAACAGAAAGUUGGGAAACAAAUUUGUCUCACUUCCUAAAACUGUGUGUACCAAGGUACAUUACUAUGACCUUUCCCUCGGACUUAUAUUAUCCCUUGUAAGUGCUGAGAACAACAAACGUAUGAAACUAUGUGGCCUUGAUAAGCAUUUAAACCUCUUUAUGUGUUCCUUAUAUAUGGACUUAUGGAUAUUGAACAUCAAGCGCAUAGAUACCGAAUUCGCCUUAUCCAUAACGUAUGUUGAUGCGUAAGCAGUGCGGAACCUAAUUUCUUUUUCUGCGAAUGGGUACGUGUGCAUUGUACAUCGAGCGCGAAUGUCAGACGCACUAAACUUAUACCAAUCGCGCACCUGGCGAUUGCCCAAAAUUUAGCUGUCUUGAUCUGCUUUUUGUUGCUUCAGUGCAAAUUACUGUAUAUGGUUUCCACCAUCGGCCUCCCGAAACAUGGAUACCAAAUCUUCAAUGUACACUGGAUGUUCGAAGUGUAUGUUAUCUAAGUAGGCACAUUUACACUGCGUUGUCAGACCACAGGAUCAACUGUACCGAUUUGUUCAGUAUGUCUGCUUUUACUAUUUAUUGUAUCGCCGUUUCGUUGCUACUAUGUUAUGUAUUCGGCCUCAUACGCACUUCCAGACCACGUGUCAAGAAAUCAGCGUUCAACAGCGUAUAAAGCGCUUACGUCCAACAAACACAUGGAUAUGACACUUCUACCAGAAGAGUUCUCUCUUUAACCUCCUUGCUGUAGCGUACUCGACCAAUUUAAAACCGAUGAUCUGAUAUUUAUAACGUAUGGGCUGUGUAACAAUGUACGGUCGAUUGCAUUAAAAUAAAACUACCCUCCGCAGUUGA